Messenger RNA from Pseudonaja textilis, 1674 nucleotides. It is a transcript of the gene MSANTD4, whose product is annotated as Myb/SANT DNA binding domain containing 4 with coiled-coils. NCBI's taxonomy places the organism in Eukaryota, Metazoa, Chordata, Lepidosauria, Squamata, Elapidae. The record is from RefSeq and is a predicted model, not a curated record.
CCGCGUCGGCCUGUGGGGAGCGGGGUAGCUGUUGGCUUGGUGUCGAAGUGGCGCCUUCCUUCCCCCCCCCCUCCCGCCGCUUCAUCGCCUGUCUUUGCUCGCCGCUGUUUUUCUCCCAGUGGGCUCCCCUUCCCUUCCGACCCCCGACAUUCCUGCUAGGGGAGUCGCUUGUUCGUCCGCCGGAUGGAGGGAGGCCGGUGCGUGCCCCUUUCCCCGAUCACCGCCGUGCGGGAUAAUGCUCCCUUCCCUCCCAUUCUGAAGCGCUUCUACCCGCUCUACUUCAAGAGGGAGGGUAGACGCCUUCGCCCCCCCCCCCCUCGCUCUGCCAUUCCCCUCAGACUUAUGCUUAAAGGUGGGAAGAACGGGCACAAAUUCUGAAGCGGUAGGCUGGACCGUGCCAUGUAAGAAAGAAAUACGUUGAAAGCUGGAAAAGAUGAAACAACUGAAAAGGAAAAGGAAAAGCAAUUUCAGUGUUCAGGAGACCCAAACUUUACUUAAAGAAAUCCGAAAAAGAAGAGAGGUGCUUUUUUCCAAACAGCUAAAUACAACUAUUAACGAGAUGAAGCGGAAGGCUUGGGAAGAAAUUGCAGAAUGUGUGAAUGCUGUAGGUGAAGGAGAACAAAGGACUGGGACAGAAGUCAAAAGGCGAUACCUGGACUGGAGGGCCCUUAUGAAACGAAAGCGACUAAAUACUAACAUAAAGUUGGUUGGAGCUGGCUUUCAUCUUCCUUCAUCUGAUCUGGAUGAUUCUCUCAAUGAAGAUAUUGAUGAGAAAAUAGGUUUUCCAAAUGAAUCUAAUUUUGAAUGGCAAAAUAUCACAGAUUUCAGAGAAGCAGGGGGAUCAUUAACUGAAGUAAAAGUAGAAGAAGAGGAGGAAGAUCCACAAAGUUUUGAAUUUCCUAUUGAGGAAGAAGAGGAGAUUUUGUCUUCAGUUUUACCAGAUUCCAAAAAGGAAAGUGAUCUUCCUGAUUUCACCCAUAUUGAAGAAUUUGGAAAUCUAAGUUCUGCUCAAGCUAGGCUGGCUUAUGAAGAUUCCCACUUGCUGAUUAGCUUAGAGAAGCAGAAGCUAGAGCUGGAAAAACAACGCCUGGAUAUUGAAGCGGAACGAUUACAAGUGGAGAAGGAGCGUCUGCAGAUUGAAAAAGAGCGGUUGAGGCACAUUGAUCUGGAACAUGAGAGGCUUCAGCUGGAAAAAGAGCGGUUACAAAUUGAGCGGGAGAAACUGAGGCUUGAAGCUCAGCAUGGUGAAAAACCUAUCUUGGAGAAUGAUCCAAACCAGGCAGAAAAGCCUGUCUUACAACCUUUGGAUUUAGAAACAGAAAAACUGAAAAUUGAGAAAGAGCGUUUGCAGCUUGAGAAGGAGAGGCUGCAAUUCCUGAAGUUUGAAUCAGAAAAGCUGCAAAUUGAAAAAGAACGCUUGCAAGUAGAGAAAGAGCGGCUUCGAAUUCAGAGAGAAGGACAUUUGCAGUGAACUUGGAGGAAAUCAUUACCAAUGUGAUGUUUUGUUGUUUGUACUUUAAAAAAAAAAUCAGAAUUGUACUUUUGUUUUAUUAAAAGUGUUGGAUAGUCUGGUCUUCAAAGCAUUUCACUACUAAUGUUAUCACUUUGCUACUGUGGUAAUUACACUUUGAGAAUACAUUUGUUUUGGCCAUAAUUGAGCAUUAAUGUAUUCAU